This is a messenger RNA of Aspergillus fijiensis CBS 313.89, 872 nucleotides long. Its product is annotated as zinc-finger domain-containing protein. The record is from RefSeq and is a predicted model, not a curated record. Lineage: Eukaryota; Fungi; Ascomycota; Eurotiomycetes; Eurotiales; Aspergillaceae. Gene Ontology annotation, biological process: mitochondrial electron transport, NADH to ubiquinone. The coding region runs from base 107 to 751 and encodes 214 amino acids. The transcript has 3 exons.
CUCCUCCAGUCUCCUGCAAUCGACCCGGACUUGUCCAUUGUCGUCCUCCGCCCUCACCCCCGCCCUACCUCUUCUCAAUCUCUCUGGGACCCCAAUCUCGCCCAGCAUGAUGAACUGCGUCCGCAGCCGUGUCGCGGCUUUUUCUACCGCCUGGACCCCUCGGGUCGUCGCCCGGGCCAGCUACUCGACCACUGUCCCUCGUCUCAGCGAAAACACCCUGCACGCCAACGACCCGACCCCCUCCAAGCCCGUCCCGAACGUGUCGGCCACCAAUGCCACUCCCGUCGACUCGAUGGGCGCAUGGGACAAGCCCCUGCAGGAGACCCCCGAGAUUGCGGAGCGCACCCGCAAGCUCCAGGCUCCCAACCGGGCCACCACCUGGGCUGCCAGCCAGCAACCCAGAGAGAAGGCCAUGGUCGGCCCUCGCUUCGAGCAGACGAUAAUGGAGAUGCAGCCCCAACCUUAUGCCGCCAUUGAGCUCAUCCAUAAGCAGCCUGUGCGCUGGACGAAGAAGCGGGUUGUUGAGUGUGACGGCGGCGGCGGUCCCCUCGGUCACCCCCGGAUCUUCAUCAACACCGACAAGCCCGAGAUUGCUACCUGCAACUACUGCGGUCUUCCCUUCGCCCACGAGCAGCACCGCGCAUACCUCAAGUCCCUCCCCGCCACCAGCUACCCCCUCGAGCCCACUGGUGAUGCCGCCGAGGUGAACGAGAGCCAGCGUGUGACUGAUAGUGCUUUCGAGCAGCGGUAAAGAAUGGCUUGCUUUUUCUCCCUUUGGCGUUGAUGACUUUUCUUUUCUUGCUUGUUGUUUCCCCGUUUGGCCCCCAGGCUCUUGUACAGAUGUACCAGACAAUGAAGUUGUUAGAACGAAC